Molecule: messenger RNA, 324 nt
Organism: Zygotorulaspora mrakii
Lineage: Eukaryota; Fungi; Ascomycota; Saccharomycetes; Saccharomycetales; Saccharomycetaceae
Gene: CMC1
Product: Cmc1p
Exons: 1
Coding region: 1-324 (107 amino acids)
Source: RefSeq, a predicted model, not a curated record
AUGGCUGAUAGUCCAAAUACACACACAGGAACAAGACUGCCUAUCUGGGUGCUGGGGCCGCAGGAAGAAAAGGAGGCACGUGUCAAUUUGAAAUCCUUCGCGUAUCAGAAGUGUGAUGAAUUUGUAAAGGCAAUGGCAGAUUGUGCUAAGACCAAUGGUAUUAGAGUUUUCCCUACCUGUGAGAAGCAACGUGAGAAAAUGGGCGAAUGUCUUUUAUUCUACCAAGUGGAUACAAGAUAUCUAGAUGAGCAAAGGGACAAGAUAGUUGAGCGAAAGAUCAACCGAUUAGAAGAAAAGAUACGGAAAAGGGAACAGGAAAAGUGA